This is a messenger RNA of Tetrahymena thermophila SB210, 372 nucleotides long. RefSeq lists its product as hypothetical. The record is from RefSeq and is a predicted model, not a curated record. Lineage: Eukaryota; Ciliophora; Oligohymenophorea; Hymenostomatida; Tetrahymenidae. The transcript has a single exon.
AUGCUUGGAAAAAAAUAAAAACUUUAUUAUAAAUAGAAAAAAGGUAAUGAAAUCAAUCAAAAUUUAGCAAAUAUUGAUCAUAGUGCUGACAUCUAAGAGAAAAAUUUGACUCUUUUAGAAAAAUAAAUGAUUGAAAUGAAUGGAAAAUUAUCUAAAUUUAUAGAUGCAUAGCUUAAUUUUAUGUAAGAAAUUAGAAAUGAACUUGCUGGAAUUAAAAGUGAGCUUGGUGGAAUUAAAAGUGAGAUUGUUGGAAUUAAAAGUGAGAUUGUUGGAAUUAAAAGUGAGAUUGUUGGAAUUAAAAGUGAGCUUGGUGGAAUGAAUUAAAAGUUCAAUAGAUUUGAAGGAUUAGAGGACAAUAAUUAAGAAAAUUGA